Closterium sp. NIES-65 is the source of this 706-nucleotide messenger RNA. NCBI's taxonomy places the organism in Eukaryota, Viridiplantae, Streptophyta, Zygnematophyceae, Desmidiales, Closteriaceae. The record is from the annotation of a GenBank genome assembly.
CUUUGGAAUUGUGCUUCUUCAGCUGCUUAGUGGCAAGUCACCCCAUGUCGACCCAAAAACACAUAUAAGAAAAUGGGCUAUGAAGCUGGUGGAGGCGUAUGAGGUGGAUGAGCUGAGGGACAGCAAGAUGCCGGCGGCAAGCGAGGAGGCCAUAGUGGACUUUGCAGACCUGGCUCUGGACUGCAUCAAGUCUCCCGGCACACGGAGACCCACCAUGAAGGAUGUGGCGUACCGCCUCAGUGCCCUCAUUGCCAAGCACUGCCCCGACAGGGAGGACGAGUGGGAAAGCGCCGUGAGAGAAGAGAGUGAAGGCAACGAGGGUAUGUCUUCAAGGGAUGUUUCUUCUACAUCGUUUGAAGACAGUGGGAGGGAGUCUGGGAGGGCACGGGUGGAGCUGGAGGGGGCGGUGGAGGUGGAGGUGGAGGCGGCGGGGGGAGUGGGGGUGGCAGCGGGAGCAGUGCUGGUGGUGGUGGUGGUGGCAGCAGCGGCGGAGACGGUGGUGGUGGUGGCAGCGGCGGUGGGGGUGGCAGCGGCGGAGGUGGAGGCGGCGGAGGUGGAGGCGGUGGAGGCGGUGGAGGCGGCGGCGGAGGAGCAGGAGGUGGUGCAGGGAGCGGAGCUGGUCGGGGUGGUACCCAGCAGCGCGGCGGCGGUGGUGGUAGCUGCGUCAGGCCAGGUGCUUGCUGCUGCGUCCCGGACCUUCCUGUAG